This is a messenger RNA of Gigantopelta aegis, 924 nucleotides long. RefSeq names its product zinc finger MYM-type protein 1-like. The coding region runs from base 1 to 924 and encodes 307 amino acids. Lineage: Eukaryota; Metazoa; Mollusca; Gastropoda; Neomphalida; Peltospiridae. The transcript has 3 exons. The record is from RefSeq and is a predicted model, not a curated record.
AUGGACAUUAAAAAGUUCUUCACUGCCAUACCAUGCCAUGCCCAGACUCUUUUGCGAGUAGGGACGACACCGGAUUCAAAUGUCGAAGUUGUUGGUGAAGAUGUUAAAGAAAAAACAGAGAAAAGAGUCACUUCUCAGACACGGUUGCCCAUCUUACCGCCAGUGCCGUACCAGCCACGGGACGUCAACUGCAUGCCGGUGCAACGGCUCGCUAAACGAACGCUAUGUUUUCAGCGCGCGUGCAACCUGAAAUUCCGGUCUUCCAACAACGACGUUGUCGCACAGUUAAGUACGCACCAUCUUGAAGAACAAACGAAGGCGCGCAACGCUCUGCUGAAGAUUGUGACGACCGUCCAGUAUCUAGCGCAGCAGGGACUGGCAAUACGCGGCAAAGAGUCAAGCGACGGUAACUUCAUGAAGUUGUUAGAGCUGCGGAGCAACGAUGACGUCGUGUUACAGAGGUGGCUGACACGCACAACUUCAUACACAAGCGUUGCCGUGCAAAACGAACUGUUAAAAAUCAUGGCACACAUGGUGCUGCGAAAUAUUUGCAAGAACGUGGGCCUUUUUGCAGUCAUUGUCGACGGAACCCAAGACAUCCAAGGCGUUGAACAGGAGGCAAUAUGCGUGCGAUAUAUAGACGACGCUUACGACGUUCACGAGGACUUUAUCGGUGUGUACAGCGUAUCUGAGACGACUGGUGCCAGCCUCAGCAAUAUGCUGCAAGACGCGUUGCUCAGACUCAACCUCCCAAUCACGCAUCUGAGAGCGCAAACGUAUGACGGAGCCAGCAAUAUGUCGGGCAAAUACCAAGGCUGCCAAGCACUGAUCAAGAAAGUACAACCACUGGCAAACUACACGCAUUGCGGUGCACACAUCACGCACCUCAUCUGUGCGAAGGCCAUCGAGACAAUUGUACCCUGA